Messenger RNA from Lentinula edodes (shiitake mushroom), 1664 nucleotides. Its product is annotated as reductase AKOR2. The coding region runs from base 423 to 1325 and encodes 300 amino acids. NCBI's taxonomy places the organism in Eukaryota, Fungi, Basidiomycota, Agaricomycetes, Agaricales, Omphalotaceae. Gene Ontology annotation, molecular function: oxidoreductase activity. The record is from RefSeq and is a predicted model, not a curated record. The transcript has 10 exons.
ACCGUAUAGCUGACUUCAUGAAAGCUCUAGGCCACCCUGCUCACGGAAGGAAGUAGUACAUUGCUAUAUAGAUGACAGGGUUCGAGGCAAUAUGGCUGGGGAAUUUGGAGAGCAAACGCCAAAAGCUUUCUAUAUUCACCAACCAGCGUAAUGCGUAUGAAUCCGCUCUUACUUCCAACUCUGCAGACCGUCCCCCGUUCGCUGCAUCCCCCUUCUAAUUGACCAACGAGCGUCAUUUAUGGCUUCCAUUCUCGUCCAUAUUAUCACAGGCAAUUCUCCGCUCCUGAACACAUGUGAUGAAAUGUGUCCCGUUGAAUUUGGUUAUCAUCGAUUUAUCUGCCUGGCUUUGUUAUAGCUCUUCUCCUAUAUAAAGUACAAGGUGCAGGUCUCACAAGAUUCAAACAAUCCUCAGUGCCAUCGCCAUGCCUUUUCUUCCUACCGACUCAGUCGCACUUUCCUCCGGCAUCCAGAUGCCUGUGAUUGCCAAUGGCUCAUGGGCCCCUCCUACUGGUAACGCAAGAGCCGAGGUGAAAGAUUGGACUUUGACUGCUCUAAAGGCAGGUUAUCGGCACAUUGAUACAGCUCUGGGCUAUGGAACUGAGAAAUCAGUCGGGCUUGCGGUCAAGGAAUCCGGAUUGAAGCGAGAAGAUGUUUUUAUCACUACCAAGCUACCCUAUACCGACCAUAGCCGUGUCCAAGACUCCUUCAACGAGAGCUUGACCAACCUUGGAGUUGAUUAUAUCGACUUGUAUUUAGUACAUUGGCCUCAAUGUGUUGACUUAGAAGCUGACGGAACGAUCAAAGUUACUUCUGGACUGACUUUUGUAGAAGUGUGGGCUGAGAUCGAAAAGAUUUAUGAAGGUAAAAAGGCAAAGGCCGUUGGGGUCAGUAAUUUCUCUAUAAAGAACUUAGAGAUCUUGCUCAAGUCGGCGAAAGUUGUCCCAGCAGUCAAUCAAGUGGAGUUACACCCUUAUCUCGCACAAAACGAACUAAGGCAGUACUGCAAAGACAAGGGAAUAGUCAUUGAGGCGUAUACACCCAGUGGUUAUAGCAAAGUCAGGAACGACCCGGUUAUUGACAAAAUUGCACAGAAACACAAGGUGACACCCAAUCAAAUUAUCCUUGCCUGGCAUCUUUUCAGAGAGACGGUGAUCGUCCCUAAGAGUGCUAAUGAAGAACGUCAACGGGAAAAUCUCAAUCUUCUUGUUCUCAGCGAUGAGGAAGUCGAACAGAUCGAUGCUCUUGAUCGAGGAGAGCGUAUCUGUAACAAGCCAAAUGAACAUGGCUUGGUAUGGGGCUGGACAAUGGAGCAAUUAGGAUGGUAGACCAACCGAAUUUGAGCUCCUUUGCUUGGCAAGAGCUCUAACGAUCCUUUAUUUCAUGGUCUUUUCUUCCUAAGCAAAGUAGUAUAGAAUCUAAAGUAAAGCAAACCCUAGGCCUCAGGUUCUCACAGACUGUGAUUACACAUCCACUGUUUUUCAUUCAAGUUUAAGUAUCACCAUUUGUGAUGAUGAAAUCUUUUAUUUCAUGUACUUACUUUGGGCUAGGCUACUACUGAAGAAAGGUUUCUACCAGCUUCUCUUGUUAUUCAAGGAAGGUGCUUCAAUGCCAGGCUCUAAUCAGUACUGAAAGGUUGUUGUCAGUCAAAAAUCGCCAUUUGAGAU